AUGUCAGCAGAAAUGCAAAAAAUUGUGAGUGAUUACAGAUCUGCCUUGGGAACCCUCACCAACAAUUCCAGGACUCAAAUACAAAAGUUGACAAUACUAGCCAGUAAGAGGGUUGAAUACGCAUCCGAAAUUGUCAAAGUUAUAGAGGAACAUUUGCAAAAAUUAGAAGCAGUGCAGUUGCCAGUGCUCUAUCUUGUCGAUUCGAUUGUCAAGCAUCUUGAGGGGAUUUACUUGAAGCGAUUUGCAGAGAACAUUGCAGAGACAUUUCGUAAUGUCUUCGUAAAGCCACAAGUUACUAUACUUGAGGAUGGAAAACGGAAGGCGUGGGUCGAAUACCAGCAGAAAAUACUGGAACUUCAGAGGAAAAAAGCCGAAUUGGAAAACUUGCUAGCCCAAAUAAAUAUUGAGCAGCAGCAGGACCCAGAGGAGAAAACUCUUAGGGCCGUGCAUGUUCGACCAGAAGGUGCAACCCAAGAAGGACAAGGACAUCCAGUACUGCCUACGAACGCAUAUGAGCAAAGUGCGCUACAAAAGUUGUCUGAUUCUUCAUCCCAACAAUCGGUUAAUAAGAGACGAAGUGAUGAAUCCGCUGGACAUGGAACCGUCAAGAAAAUGAAAUCUGACGGAUUAUUAAGACAUGAAGACGUGGACUCAUACCCAAAGAUGCAGCAAUCCAGAGGUUCUCCAAUCAUUCAAUCACCAGGAUACGUUUCACAAUCCGACUUCAGAGAAUAUUAUUUUGAUAUGAACUACAAUCUCGAGUUAAAUACAAAAGCUGCAGUUUUCGGCCAAUGGAGUCCAAAUGGUUCCACAAUACCGGGAUCUUCAGAUGAUUCAUUGUCGCCACCGCCAAGUCUUUCUCCGAGUCUGGAUGUGAGUCAGCUUUUUCAAAAGCUGGUGGACACUGGAAUUGUAUCCACUCUUACUCAAUCUACAGCUCAAUCGGAAAAUCUUGAGCAACUGCAAAAGGAAUCCACGGCUGAUGUCAUUACUUUCGACAACCCCAAGACGCUCAAAAAACCGGCGAAUUUCACUGCUUUAUACGCUGGACCCACUCAAUGUGGCUCGUGUGGCGAGCGGUUUUUACGUAAUGAAUGCAAAAAAUAUCGUGAACACUUGGACUGGCACUUCAGGCAGAACAGGAGGGAAAAGGAGUCUCGUAAGAAGCGGCCGAUGAGAGCCUGGUACUUUAGUGUCAAUGAUUGGGCGCAGUCUGAUACGUCUGAUGACAAAAAACCAAGCUGGUUUGAAGAACCAGAGCAGCAAAAACGAGCAGCAGCUGCUGAAGAUUGUUCACGAAACACAGUUCAACCCAGUGUACCAAGUACUAGUGAUAGAAACCCACAUUGCGUAGUGUGUCACGAUGGCUUUGAGGAGUUUUACAACGAAGAUGAGGAGGAAUGGCACCUAAGGCCGGCGGUUAGAUACGCAAACCAGAAUUAUCAUCCACUUUGUCUUGACGACUCCAAGGUCAGUAUUCAUUAG
This is a messenger RNA of Diachasma alloeum, 1485 nucleotides long. RefSeq names its product pre-mRNA cleavage complex 2 protein Pcf11-like. Lineage: Eukaryota; Metazoa; Arthropoda; Insecta; Hymenoptera; Braconidae. The transcript is spliced from 4 exons. The coding region runs from base 1 to 1485 and encodes 494 amino acids. The record is from RefSeq and is a predicted model, not a curated record. Gene Ontology annotation, biological process: termination of RNA polymerase II transcription. Gene Ontology annotation, molecular function: RNA polymerase II complex binding; mRNA binding. Gene Ontology annotation, cellular component: mRNA cleavage factor complex; cytoplasm.